AUGGGAGCUAACCGUGCAUCGAAGGAGAACUGGUUCAGCCGCCUGAACGAGCUCAUUGACACCAACACGUCGAUCUUCGUGGUGAACGUGGACAACGUCAGUUCGCAACAGAUGCACCAGAUCCGUCAAGCCCUGCGUGGACAGGCUACAGUGCUCAUGGGUAAGAACACCAUGGUGCGCCGUGCUUUGCGCCAGGUGAUCUCGGAGCGCCCAGAAUUUGAGCGCUUGAUGCCACACGUGCGCGGAAACGUUGGUUUCGUGUUCACGUCGGCUGACCUGAAGGAGGUCCGUGACAAGGUGAUUGAGAACCGUGUGGCUGCCCCUGCUCGUGCUGGUGCCUACUCCCCUGUGGACAUCUUCGUGCCGGCUGGUAACACUGGUAUGGAACCCGGUAAGACGUCGUUCUUCCAGGCUCUUGGUGUGCCGACGAAGAUUGCCCGUGGUACCAUUGAAAUUGUGUCGGAUGUCAAGGUCGUUGAGGCCGGCAACCGUGUCAGUCCAUCUGAGUCGGCCCUGCUCAACCUGCUGAACAUCUCUCCAUUCACGUACGGUAUGACUGUGGUCCAGAUCUUCGACAACGGCAAUGUUUUCUCGAGCAGCGUGCUCGACGUGACCGAGGAGGAGCUUGUUGGUCGCUUCACGCAGGCUGUCCAACAAAUUGCCUCGAUCUCGCUUGCCCUCAACUACCCGACGAUCGCCUCGGUCAUGCACUCGUUUGUCAACUCGUACAAGAACGUGCUGGCCAUCUCGCUCGCUACUGACUACGAGUACGAGGGUUCAGCUAAGCUGAAGGAAAUGCUUGCAAACCCUGAGGCGUUCGCUGCCGCUGCUGCCGCUGCUGCGCCUGCUGCCGAUGCUGGCGAGGCUGCCCCGGCUGCCGAAGAGAAGAAAGAGGAGCCUGAGGAAGAGUCGGAUGGUGACAUGGGCUUUGGUCUCUUCGACUAA
Malassezia globosa CBS 7966 is the source of this 945-nucleotide messenger RNA. RefSeq lists its product as uncharacterized. Gene Ontology annotation, biological process: ribosome biogenesis; cytoplasmic translation; ribosomal large subunit assembly. Bases 1 to 945 code for a protein of 314 amino acids. Gene Ontology annotation, cellular component: cytosolic large ribosomal subunit. NCBI's taxonomy places the organism in Eukaryota, Fungi, Basidiomycota, Malasseziomycetes, Malasseziales, Malasseziaceae. The transcript has a single exon. Gene Ontology annotation, molecular function: structural constituent of ribosome; large ribosomal subunit rRNA binding. The record is from RefSeq and is a predicted model, not a curated record.